UUGCCCAAUGUUGUUGACCAUCACAAGUUUUUCUUCUUUGUCAUUUUUGAAUGGCCAAUUGGCUAAAUGCAGAUCUUUAUUACCGAAAUGCAAAAGCAAAAUUGUAGAAUGAAGAUGUGUUAGACAGACUUACAGAUUGGAAGUUUUUUUAAAGCAGAGUUAUCACAUAUUGAUGGCAAUAAUUUCAAAUUCUUCCAAGAUAUUGCUUAUUAACUUAACAAAUAGAGACCUGUGACUGGAUUGAUGCUUUGCAUAUUCACUCGAGUCUCAAGUCAAGAUCAUGAACAGAGAAAUGAAAAUCUCCUAGUGUAAUUAUAAAUUGGAGAAAGCUCAAGACUGAGAAAUUAAGGCAAGAAAUGGGUCAGAGCCACAAGGUUGCAGAAACCUUUCAAUUGGUUUUGCUGUAUUUUGGGUUUGCUAAUUUUCUUGUUUUUACUAAUGCUGAUCCACCUUACCCUCUUUGCUCAAACAUCACUAACCGGGCAUCUAACGCUCUAUUUCAGAAUAAUCUCAAUGAACUCAUGCUUUCUCUUCCUUCAAAUGCUUCCGUUUCAAAACUGUAUAGCUCCUCCAUUGGAAAUGAGUCAGAUCAAGUCUAUAGUCAAUACAUGUGCCUUAACUAUGUAUCAGAUGAGACUUGCAGCAAAUGCAUAAGCGCAGCAACAGAAGAUAUCGCUCAGCUCUGUACAAACGAUACAGAAGCAAUUGUAUGGGAGGAAGAAUGCCAAUUACGCUAUUCGAAUCAAAGCUUCUUAGGCCAUUUAGAUGUAUCAGGAAAUCUUGCAUUAGAUAACAAGAAGAACGUUUCAAAUCCAGAGCAGUUCAGAUCAGUUGUAAAUGAAACACUGAGAAAUCUGAUAAAGAAGGCAGCUUUUAAUAGUUCGGUUAACAUGUAUGCUACUGGAAAAGCCUCCUUCAUGGAUAUAGAGACACUCUAUGCUUUAGUGCAGUGCACUACAGACUUAUCUUCAAAUGACUGCAAUACUUGUCUUCUUGUUGCUUUAGAAAAUGUUUCUAGUUGCUUCUAUUUUUCUCGUGGGGCACGGGUUCUUAGCCGCAGUUGCUACUUAAGAUAUGAGUUAUAUGCCUUCUAUGAAGGCAAACCUGAACCUCUUGCUUCUGCAGAAAGUCAGGGGACUGGAAAGAGCAACCAUGAGAAAAUCCUGAUGAUUGUGAUCUUUGCUUCUGUAUCAGCAAUUGUGGUUAUAGCAGUAUUCAGUUUCUUUAUUUACAUGGUUUCUAUGAAAAAUGGAAUUCAAAAAUGUAGAGAAGUUGGAUUGCAUAAUAUUGGUGAUUCAAACGGAACAGUUUUCCAGCUUCAGGACAAAAAUUUUCCAGGCAGUAAUAGCCUCAGUGCUAGUGAAUCUGGGUUUAUGAAUUUGGCAUACAUACAUGCAGCUACUAAUAAUUUCUCUGAAUCGAAUAAGCUUGGAGAAGGUGGUUUUGGUCCUGUUUACAAGGGCAUAUUAAGUGAUGGAAGUGAAGUAGCAGUGAAGAGGCUUUCAAGUUUCUCUGAGCAGGGAAUAGAUGAGUUCACAAAUGAAGUUCUGCUAAUAAUGAAACUUCAACAUAAAAAUCUUGUUAAGCUUCUUGGUUUUUGUGUUGAUGGGGAAGAAAAGCUACUAGUCUAUGAAUUCAUGCCUAACAGUAGCCUAGAUCUUAUUCUUUUUGAUCCAAAGAAACAUGCUCAACUUGAUUGGGGAAAAAGAGUUUCUAUUAUAAAUGGGAUUGCAAGGGGAAUUCUUUAUCUUCAUGAGGAUUCUCGGCUUCGAAUUAUUCAUCGAGACCUAAAAGCUAGCAAUAUUUUAUUGGAUCAUGAUAUGAACCCAAAAAUUUCAGAUUUUGGAAUGGCAAGGAUCUUUGCAAGCAGUGAAGGGGAAGCCAAUACUGCUAGAAUUGUUGGAACAUAUGGAUACAUGGCACCGGAGUAUGCUAUGGAGGGACUAUACUCCACCAAGUCUGAUGUUUUCAGUUUUGGAGUUCUAUUGCUUGAGAUUAUAACUGGCAGAAAGAACACUGGAUUCCCCAAAUCCAAAACUGCUCCUAGCCUCACAGCAUAUGCAUGGCAUUUAUGGAAUAGAGGGAAUGAGCUGGAAUUGAUGGAUCCAUCGCUGGCUGAUGCAUGUUCUGUUGAAGAUUUUUCGCGAUACAUGAAUAUUGGAUUACUGUGUGUUCAAGAAGAUGCUUGUGCCAGGCCUACAAUGUCAAAUGUCGUUUUGAUGCUGAAAAGUGAAACUGUAACUCUUCAGCAACCUGAAAGGCCGGCCUUUUCUGUUGGGAGAUUCACAGAUUACCAUCCUAACGAUUGUUCUUCUGGUUUAACUGUUUCUCUUACGCCUCGGUAAUGAAGCUGAUGUACAACGCACUUGUUUUCGAUUGUAGUUUCUUCAUGGUUUUGUAAACCUGGAAGCUUCCUCAUAAUUUGCCAUCAGUAUUUGUAAAGAACAAGCAUAUUUGAUUAUUUUAAAAAUUUGUCCAA
Messenger RNA from Jatropha curcas, 2479 nucleotides. Its product is annotated as cysteine-rich receptor-like protein kinase 10. Gene Ontology annotation, cellular component: plasma membrane. Gene Ontology annotation, molecular function: ATP binding; protein serine/threonine kinase activity. NCBI's taxonomy places the organism in Eukaryota, Viridiplantae, Streptophyta, Magnoliopsida, Malpighiales, Euphorbiaceae. The record is from RefSeq and is a predicted model, not a curated record. Gene Ontology annotation, biological process: protein phosphorylation.